Molecule: messenger RNA, 4423 nt
Organism: Linum trigynum
Lineage: Eukaryota; Viridiplantae; Streptophyta; Magnoliopsida; Malpighiales; Linaceae
Source: the annotation of a GenBank genome assembly
AAUCACUACUAAUUCAAACUAGUAGUAGUUUUUCCCAUGGUCAGGACGGUGCUAACUACUGUACAAUUAGCACCGUAGCCGUUCCCAAUUUGUUAACUCUCGCGAUUAUAUGAUAAAUAAAUUGUGUAGGAGAUCAAAGUACUAAGUUAACUAUUCAAUUUUGAAAGUAUAGUCAACAUUUUAAAAAUUCAUGUAAUCCCGUUAAUAAAAGCAUCACCACAACUAGCUUUGUUCCCGGCCUUUGGCUGCAUGAGUUUCGUGUUUUAUCUUAUCAGUCAAGUAAUUUACAGAUAACUAAUUUAACUUGUUAAGUUAGUUUAUUUUCGAGAAAAUAUUUGUAGUCUAUUAAUUUAGAUUUAUGAGAUUGUACCUAAGUGAUUGUUUAUUUCUCAACUAAGCGGUCGACAUUCAUCAAUGAUAUUUAAGUUCGACAUUCAAUUUCUAAUGGUUGGAUAUUGACAUAUGAAAGUGUAAUAUAGAGAAUUUUGAUGAACGAUUGUGGUGGAGAAGAUUUUUUUUGAACAAACUCCUUAAUAUAUUUUUAUAUACAUAUUUUGAAGUUAUAUAUAUCUAUCAUAAAUAGGUGAAAAAAUUAUUAUUAUAUAUUUUUAUGAACAAAUAAUUAUUUUUAAUUAUAAAUAGAUAACCAUUUAUCACGAUAAAUAAUAAUAUUUUUAUUUCAUAAUCUCUCAUAUACUUCUACAAAACUACCAAAAGAAAAGGGGGAAAAGAAAGCCUACGACAAGGAGGAGUUUUAACUUGUAAGAGCGAGGAAAGUAAAAACUAUAAAAAAAUCUCUCACGGGUAUGAAAAAAACUACUGUAAAAAAAGGAACUGUUGAACUUUGAAGGAAUUAUAUCUUUGCCAUGGCAUCGUUUCAAUGUUGGGAUUGGGGGGGGGGAGGGGGAAGAUAGACGGAAUUCUGAUGGGCGAAGGAGAGUUAAAUGCUGGCAUGGAGGCAUGUAUGACAAUAAAUUUUGAAUCUCAACAUGGGAGUUUGGAAAAACGCUUAAAAGUAUUUUUAGACAAGUUAAUACAAUUUUAUAAACGCAUGUUAUCAUGCCAUUACUACAAACUGAUAGAAUGCAUCAUUAAAGUGCGAUAUCUAACCCACCGCUAAAAAAACAAAAAAAAACAGGGGCAAUGGCUAAAGAUGUGAAAAGUUAGAAGAAAGAUGUGGUAGACUGGAUUAAUGGCUGGAGCUGCCAAAGUAGUUGCAAUUCAACCCUAGCCACCUUCUACCGCAACGCUACUGCAUGCAUUUCCGGCCAUUAGCAUUUAUGAAGUGUACAGAUGCAAAUUGUCAGCUAUAUGUAUAUAUAAUAUAGCCACUCUAUCUGCCUGUGCACUUCACAUUAUAGUAUUAUACCAUCCCAAUAAUACACACAUCAAUAACCAAACGGCAGCAGAAAUGGCAGUCCCAGCUACUGUAACACUGCUACUCAUUGUAGCUGCUGUACUUCCGAUCGUCGUCAUUAGAACCGCAGAGGCUCGAGCUUUCUUCGUGUUCGGCGAUUCGCUGGUGGACAGUGGCAACAACAACUACCUCGCCACAACUGCUCGCGCGGAUUCCCCUCCUUACGGUGUCGACUACCCGACCCGCCGCCCCACCGGCCGCUUCUCCAACGGCCUCAACAUUCCCGACCUCAUUAGUGAGAGAAUUGGACAGUCGGAGCCUCCUCUGCCAUACCUCUCGCCGGAGCUGACAGGUCAGAGGCUCCUCAACGGCGCCAACUUCGCCUCUGCCGGGAUCGGAGUCCUCAACGACACUGGAAUCCAAUUCAUUAACAUAAUCAGAAUGUACCAACAACUGGCCUACUUCCAGGCGUAUCAGCGAAGGCUUCGAGGCCUAAUCGGCGCUGCUCGAGCCAAGAGGGUCGUCAGUGGAGCACUGGUCCUGAUCACGGUUGGCGGUAACGAUUUUGUGAACAACUACUACUUGGUGCCUUACUCUGCCAGGUCUCGCCAGUUGGCCUUGCCUGAUUACGUCAAAUACGUCAUCUCGGAGUACAAAAAAUUGCUCAAGAUUUUGUACAAGUUGGGAGGCAAGCGAGUUCUGGUGACGGGAACAGGGCCGCUAGGGUGUGCCCCGGCAGAGCGAGCAAUGAGGGGCACAAACGGAGGAUGCUCGGCAGAGCUUCAACGCGCAGCGGCACUGUUCAACCCGCAGCUCGACGAGGUGCUGAACGAGCUGAACAGAGAGAUUGGGAGGGAUGUUUUUGUUGGUGUCAAUACUGCACAAAUGCACAACGAUUUCGUCACCAACCCCGGAGCUUUUGGGUUUGCGACGUCGAAGGUGGCAUGCUGCGGGCAAGGGCCUUACAAUGGCCUAGGACUGUGCACACCAGCUUCGAAUCUGUGCCCGAACAGGAACCUGUACGCGUUCUGGGACGCCUUCCAUCCAUCGGAGAAGGCAAACAGGAUCAUAGUUGAGCAGAUGUUCUCUGGAACCGCGGAGUAUAUGAAACCCAUGAAUCUUACCACCAUCAUGCAACUGGAUGCCAGAACGUGAUCCAUCGUCAUUUGUGAAUGGAACUGGAAAAAAUUUGGAUGUUGUUGUUGGUUAAUAAAUGCAUUGUUAUUGUCUUCGUUUUACCUUUCCUUUUUUCGCUUUGUUUUGGGAUAAUGGAGUUUCAUUUGGUAAAGUUAUGGUCAAUUGGUCAUUGUACGUACAAUAUCAAGGUUUUAUUUUGGUGAGACUUCGAAUUCGAAGUUCAGCCUGUUGAACUGGAAUGUCAUUUUCUUAUUCAGACUCAAAGUAUUAGCUAGAGACUGCAAAAUACGUGCAACAUUUAAACUCCAGCUGUUUUACAUUAAAAAGGAAACUCGAGGAAAAAAUCCAAAACUAACACCGUUUAAAAAAAAAAUUACAAAAAUACCACCCAGACCAAAUAAUUUCCAAAAAUACCAUCAUUUAUAUAAAACCGCGCAUUUAAUGAGCGGUUUUUAAUAAAACCGCGUCUCCAGGUGGCGGUUACAGAGAAAAACGCGCCCCCAAGGCGCGGUUUGACCUUGCAUGGCUGUCAAACCGUGUUGCCACGUGGCGGUGCAUCAAACCGCCAAUCGGAGGAGCGUUUUGACGGCUAAAACGCGUGCCAAGUCAGCAAUCCGUGUAGCCCACAGAAACCGCUUCCCCGAGGCGCGGUUUGACCGUUGGGAAACUAAAACCGCUCCCCCGAGGCGCGGGUUGACCGUCGGGAAAAGCAAACAGCGUGCUGGAGGCGCGGUUUUUGGUGGCAAGAAAUUACUCCACCGACCCUCCCCCACGCGGUUUGAAGCCUAUAUAACCCCCCCCCCCCCUCCCCCUCUCUUCUCUUUUCUGCACACCAUCCACCACACUCCCCUCUCUCCCUCUAACUUCUCUCUACCCAACCCCUCCCCACCCAACCUUAGAAUUAGUUUUUUUGUUGGUUGCGGCUAAGUCCGAUCUGCCUCCAAAAGACUUUUUCUUUGGUUUUCACUAAAAACCCGUCGAACCUCUGUCCGGAUUCCGAGAGAAUGGCCGAUUUUGCUCAAGAAGAGGGUCUUUUUUAUGAUGAUUAUCAAACGGUACGUACUCAUUUUUCCCAAUUGUUGUUGUUAUAAUGAUUUAUUUAAUUUAUAUACUAAUGAUUUAUGUUAUUGUUAUGCUAUCGUAGGUUGGGCCGAAUGUUGAUAUUUUCAAUCAACGAUAUUAUGUUGAUCAAGGACCGAUUGAUCCGACAGUUUUAUACGAUCAAGCAAAUCAUCGUUCAAGAGACGUUUGGAACGACCACAAGGUACAUAUUAUUUAUCAUCACUUGUAAUUUGUAUUUUGUUAAAGUAAUUUAUUUGUUGUACAAUAAUUUACUUAAUUGUUAAUCGUAUUGAUUAUUUUUAAUAAUUUAAAUCAAUACAAUACAACACUUAUUGAGACUCUGUUAUAAAGAAAUACAUGUCUAAGGAAAUGGGGACUUAAGCGAUCAUCAUGAUCCCCCCAUGACCUGGGAAAAUCGGGUUCUAAGCGAUCCUCGGAUCCCCCCUUUUUCUGUCAAAAAGACUGUGUUUCUAAGGAGAUGUAUACCUCUCCUAAGAGUCUUACGAGUGUACUUGUAUUGCUUUAAAUUAUUGAAAAUAAUUAAUACGAUUAACAAAAUAAUAUAUUUGAUUUUAUGUGUAUGUGUACAAAAAAUAUUUAUACUUAAAUUUCGAAUAUUACUUUAGUUAUGUUAAUAUUAAGAUUUAUUAGAUAAUGUAUAUUUCUCUAAAACAACCUUGCUUUAAUUAAUAUUGCAUCUUUUAAUAUUAUUUAUUUAUGCUAAUAUUAAUGUUUAUUAGAUAAUGUAUAUUUCUCUAAAACAACCUUGCUUUAAUUAAUAUUUCAUCUUUUAAUAUUAUUUAUUUAUGCUAAUAUUAAUGUUUAUUAUAUAAUGUAUAUUUCUUCAAAUGAACCUUGAUUUAAUUA